AUGAGCGCGACCGUCACUACCUCAUCCUUCUCGUUGCCCCCGUCGUUACAAAGAUAUCAGUGUAACCGAUGUGUUUUUCGCGACAAUGACAACCGUCAACAGCUCGUGUCUUCGUCGGGACGGCGAUUGCAAAAAUCAUCGGUGUCGACGUCCGUAUCUUCUUCCUUGGAAGGAGACAAAACGAUUGUCAUCAUCGGAGGCACCGGUCGAGUCGGUUCGAGCUCUGCGAAUGCGAUUCAGAAAGCUCUCUCCGAAUCCUCCUCGUCUUCGAAAAUAGUUCUAGCCUCUAGAAACAAAGAGUCGUUCGAGGAAACAGUUUCGAGAUAUCCUGGAUUACGGUCUAAAACGACGACGUUCCGGGAAGUGGACGUCUCCGAUAUCCAAUCCAUCGAAAGUGCCAUUAAAGGCGCUGACUUAGUCAUCAACACCGCGGGACCGUUCCAAACAGUGAAGACGUGCAACGUUUUAGAGGCGUGCAUCAACGUGAGCGUACCAAACUACUUGGACGUGUGCGACGACGGGUCGUACGCGAAAAACGCGAAGAGUUUGGACAGCAAAGCAAAGGCGAGUAAAGUCACCGCAAUCACGAGCGGUGGCAUCUACCCGGGCGUCUCGAAUAUCAUGGCUGCGAAAGCGAUCGAGAACCAACUGAGGGAUGCCAAGAUUGCCCGGGAGAGAAACGACCAAGACGAAGCAGCAGAAUCAUCGUCCUCAUCGCAAGAAGAGAAAGACAAAAUCGAGUACUUAUUGUAUAACUAUUUCACCGCCGGCUCCGGUGGCGUAGGCAGCACGAUAUUAGCAACCAGUUUCCUCUUGUGCGGCGAAGAGGUCACGAUAUACGAAAACGGGAACGAAGUUCGAAUGGAAGCGGCGAGUUCGCGGAAAGUUGUCGAUUUCGGUAAAGGCGUUGGAAAACGCGAAAUUUUCCUCUACAACUUGCCCGAAGUUGAAAGCACACACAAAAUAUUCAACGUGCCGACCAUCAAAGCUCGUUUUGGAACGAGUCCUGGAAUUUGGAACACGGCCAUGGUCGCCAUGGCUCGAUUAUUACCGUCUGAUGUUUUAAAAAACAAGGAGUUGAUCCAACAAGUCGCUUCGGCGUUGAUGCCUCUGGUGAAACUCGUCGACGCCGCGGUUGGAGAGAAGAUGAGCAUAAAGAUCGACUGUAAACUGAAAGACGGUAAGAUUAGCACGAGUUUAUUCACGCACAACAAGCUGAGCGAGUGCGUCGGUCAAAGCGUCGCCGCGUUCGCAUUGGCCAUGUUGGAAGGAGAGAGUUCCUACGGCGUCUGGUACCCGGAAGAAACCUCGACUUUUCUGGACCAAGACCUCCUUCUCGCGAGAGCGUCCGAAGGCGCCAGUCAGUUUCAGUUGAGCCAAGCGCCUUGGAAGUUGGAGAGUCAACCUAUAAACCUCGGGUUUGGCAUUUCCCUUGAAUAA
Molecule: messenger RNA, 1440 nt
Organism: Bathycoccus prasinos
Lineage: Eukaryota; Viridiplantae; Chlorophyta; Mamiellophyceae; Mamiellales; Bathycoccaceae
Exons: 1
Coding region: 1-1440 (479 amino acids)
Source: RefSeq, a predicted model, not a curated record